Molecule: messenger RNA, 3658 nt
Organism: Rhinichthys klamathensis goyatoka
Lineage: Eukaryota; Metazoa; Chordata; Actinopteri; Cypriniformes; Leuciscidae
Product: NACHT, LRR and PYD domains-containing protein 3-like
Exons: 11
Coding region: 218-3154 (978 amino acids)
Molecular function (GO): protein binding
Source: RefSeq, a predicted model, not a curated record
GGACAUUAUCAGAGUUGAUGUUUCGCCAUUUGAACAUCCAGAAUCAAUUCUCUACUGCGUAUCAAAUCCAAAGUGUUUCAUGGAAACCUUCGCAAAAGAUAAUACACGAAUUUACGUGUAACUGCUUGAUAGAAACGGCGGUGGAUUUUGUGAAUCUGAAUGUGAUAAACAAGUCAGUGGUGAAGAUCAGAUUCUGUUUCAACUGUUCAGCUUCAUCAUGGAUGAGACUCAAACAUCCAGAGAUGGAGAUUUGUAUCCAGGAUGCAGUUCAGUUCAUCAGAGAUCAGAACCAGAGCCCAGCUGUGUGUCUAUGAGGAGUGACGCGUCUAUGGAUAUUAUAAUACAUUUUAAGAGUGAAGAUACACAGACUGAUCUCAGUUCAGUUCGUCAGAAGAGAUCAGAACCAGAGCCCAGCUGUGUGUCUAUGAGGAGUGACGCGUCUAUGGAUCAUAUAGUACAGUUUAAGAGUGAAGAUACACAGACUGAUCUCAGCCAUGAAGUCCUCAACAGGUUUAGAUCAAAUCUGAUGAAGAAGUUUGAGUGUCUGUAUGAGGGAACAGCACAGCGGGGAAACCCAACACUCCUGAAUGAGAUCUACACUGAGCUCUACAUCACAGAGACUGAGAGUGGAGACAUCAGUAAUGAACAUGAGGUGAGACAGAUUGAGACACAAUCCAGGAGAGCAGCAACAGAGGACACACCGAUCAAAUGCAAUGACAUCUUUAGACCUUUACCUGGACAAGACAAACCCAUCAGAACUGUGCUGACAAAGGGAGUCGCUGGCAUUGGAAAAACAGUCUCUGUGCAGAAGUUCAUCCUGGACUGGGCUGAAGAGAGAGAGAAUCAGGACAUCCAGCUCAUAUUUCCACUUCCUUUCAGAGAGAUCAAUCUGAUGAAGGACAAAACACUCAGUCUUUCAGAGCUUCUUCAUGUCUUUUUCCCUGAAACUAAAGAAAUAUCCAGUGACAAAUAUGAAGUGUUGUUCAUCUUUGAUGGUCUGGAUGAGUGUCGUCUUCCCUUAAACUUUCACAACAAUGAGACUCUACGGGAUCAGAGCAAAGAGACAUCAGUGGACGUGCUGCUAACAAACCUCAUUGUGGGGAAUCUGCUUCCCUCUGCUCUCAUCUGGAUCACCUCCAGACCAGCAGCAGCCGAUCUCGUCCCGUCUGAGUGUGUCCAUCGAGUGACAGAGGUACGAGGCUUCAAUGAUCCACAGAAGGAGGAAUACUUCAGGAAGAGAGUCAGUGAUCAGAGUCUGGCCAAUACAAUCAUCACACACCUGAAGUCCUCAAGGAGCCUCUACAUCAUGUGCCACAUCCCAGUGUUCUGCUGGAUCUCAGCCGCUGUUCUGGAGAAGAUGUUGAGCAAAGCAGAGAGAGGAGAGAUUCCCAAGACUCUCACUCAGAUGUACACACACUUCCUGAUCCUUCAGACCAACAUCACACAUGAGAAGGACUAUGAGAAGAACGUGACAGAUGACAUGAUCCUCAAACUGGGGAAACUGGCUUUUCAGCAGCUUGUGAAAGGUAAUGUGAUCUUCUAUGAGGAAGACCUGAGAGAGUGUGGCAUUGAUGUGACAGAAGCAUCAGUGUACUCAGGAUUGUGCACUCAGAUCUUCAGAGAGGAGUCUGGCUGGUAUCAGGGGAAAGUCUUCUGCUUUGUUCAUCUGAGUGUUCAGGAACAUCUAGCGGCUCUAUAUGUGCAUCUCUCCUGUACAAUCAACAACAGAAAUGUGUUUGACUCAAUCACUAAACAGAGUUUACUGUCUAAAGUUAAGGACUGGUUUCAGCUCAUGUUUAAACAUGUGUCAUUAUCUGCGCUGCAUCAGAGAGCUGUGGAUGAGGCUCUACAGAGUAAAAAUGGACAUCUGGAUCUUUUCCUGCGGUUUCUUCUGGGUCUGUCAGUGGAGUCUCAUCAGAUUCUUCUACAAACACUAAUGAAACAGACAAGAAGCAGAUCUGACAGCAAUGAGGAAACAGUUGAGUACAUCAAGAAGAAGAUCAGGACCAUCGACUCUCCAGAGAAAUCCAUCAAUCUGUUCCACUGUCUGAAUGAACUGGGUGAUCGUUCACUAGUGGAGGAAAUACAACAGUAUCUGAAAUCUGGAAGAAUAAAGAAAGCCAAACUCUCUUCAUCUCAGUGGUCAGCUGUAGUCUUUGUGUUGUUGACAUCAGAGGAGAAGCUGGACAAGUUUGAUAUUAAUGAUUUUGUUGGAAUAGACAAUGAAACUGAAAAACUAAAGGUUCUUCAGAAGCUGCUUCCUGUGAUUAAAGAAUCCAGAUCAGUUCAUUUGUGGGAUUGUUAUCUCACAGAUGAAGGUUUUGCUGCUCUGACUUCAGCUCUGAGAUCAAACCCUGAACACCUGAGAGAACUGGAUCUGACAUGGAAUAAAAUAGGAGAAUCAGUGAAUCUGCUGUCUGAUGUACUACAGAAUCCUCACUGUAAACUGGAGAAACUGUGGUUAUGGGAUUGUUAUCUCACAGAUGAAGGUUUUGCUGCUCUGACUUCAGCUCUGAGAUCAAACCCUGAACACCUGAGAGAACUGAAUCUGUCAUGGAAUAAAAUAGGAGAAUCAGUGAAUCUGCUGUCUGAUGUACUACAGAAUCCUCACUGUAAACUGGAGAAACUGUGGUUGAGGAAUUGUGGCGUCACAGAUGAAGGUUUUGCUGCUCUGACUUCAGCUCUGAGAUCAAACCCUGAACACCUGAGAGAUCUGAAUCUGUCAUUUAAUAAAAUAGGAGAAUCAGUGAAUCUGCUGUCUGAUGUCCUACAGAAUCCUCACUGUAAACUGGAGAUACUGUGGUUGAGGAAUUGUGGCGUCACAGAUGAAGGUUUUGCUGCUCUGACUUCAGCUCUGAGAUCAAACCCUGAACACCUGAGAGAACUGGAUCUGUCAUUUAAUAAAAUAGGAGAAUCAGUGAAUCUGCUGUCUGGUGUACUACAGAAUCCUCACUGUAAACUGGAGAAACUGUGGUUGUGGGAUUGUGGCGUCACAGAUGAAGGUUUUGCUGCUCUGACUUCAGCUCUGAGAUCAAACCCUGAACACCUGAGAGAACUGGAUCUGACUGGGAAUAAUAUUGGACAUUCAGGACUGAAGCUGCUCUCUGAACUGAAGGAUGAUCCACAUUAUAAACUGAAGACAUUACUCUACUGACUCUGUGUUUAGACGUCAGUUCAGUUUCCUCAGGAUCAGCUGAUGGUGAAUAAAGAGCCGCUACAGAGACUGAAGACACAGAAACACACAGCGAUCACACUGACGUGUGUGUGUGACUUCACACCACUUUCUUGUUUUAUAAUAGUAAUGGCUCAUGAAAAUGAGUGCUGAAAAUAGCAGCUUUGAAUUGUUUCAAGUUUAUUAGAUAUUGAUUACAAUGUAGAAGGUGAAACACUCAAAAUACGUGUCAAACGGUUAAAGUGAAAACAAGCCUUAGACAAUAGAUUUAUUGUGCAAUACAGACAGCGCUGGGAAAAGUGUUAUAAGUUUUAUCAAGAGUCUGUCUACAGAAGAGAUACUGUAAAUUAUACCAGCGAGGAAGACAAAGAUUAUGCAAAUAAUUUCACUGAACAUUUAUUUCUGUCAAAUAUGUUUUUUAUUAUUAAUCUAUUUUUUUAUAUGAUGAUCUAUUAAUGUUUCCAAAUAAAUCUUCACAUUCUUUUA